AAAUAAUAAUUUUUAAUAAUAAUUUCCAGAUUUAUGAAAAACAGCAUAAGUAUGCUAUUCCACUUCCAAGAGGAAGAAAUAUAAAUGGAAAUACUCAUACAGAUUUGACAUAUUCACAAUUGAUGCAUUAUGUUGCAGAAACUAAUUAUCGAAAUUUAUGGAAAGAAUGUUAUAAAAAAUAUUACAGUCCAUGGAAUUGUGUAGAACAUAAAGAUCAAUACAAUAUAAUUGCUAAUGUAAGUGAUAUUUGGAUUAUGCAAGAAGUAUUACAAAAAAUGUAUGGUUGCACUCUAAUACAAAUACAAAAUGGGUUAGUGAUAUCUGUAUUGCCUGGUAUAUCAACUGAAGUACAUUGCAAUCUCCUUCCAAUAUUAUUUGCUAUUGAAACUACAUCUGCUUUUUUAACAUUACAUGAACAAACAGCGCAAUAUUCUUUACGCGAAUGUGUAAUGUACAGUCCUGCUGCUUUAAGUAUGAGUCAUGGAAAACCAUUGUUUUUAAUAUAUCAAUUAUUGCAAUUAUCUAGAGACUUGCAUGAUAAAGGUUUAGUAUUAGGUGAAAUUACUCUUAGUGAUAUAUUAAUUAUGGAUAAUUUUACUAUUCAGGUGUUACCAAAAGUAAAUGACAAUAUAUACAUAAAGUCUGAAAAUGAAUAUUCCAAAAUUUCUAUUAAUAAUCAAGAAAUAAGAGCCAAAAAUUUUAAUGGAUGUAAAAGAAAUUUUGAUACAAUUUUAUCAAAUUUAACAUUACAAGGAAAUUCUAAUUUUGGAAUGAAUGAAAAUAUUGAAAAAUUAUGUGAAAUGUGGGUGUAUAAUUGUAUUAGUAAUUAUGAUUAUUUAACUGCGUUAAAUAAUUUGGCUGGCAGAAGAUAUGGUGAUCCAAGUUGUCAUCAUGUGAUGCCUUGGGUCACAGAUUUUACAUCAAGAUGUGGUGGUAAUUGGAGAGACUUGACAAAAUCAAAAUUUCGGUUAAACAAAGGUGAUAGACAAUUGGAUUUAACAUUUGAUUCACAAUCAACUGAAGUAGGACAUCAUGUGUCGGAUGUAUUAUCAGAAAUUACAUAUUAUGUCUAUCUUUCCCGUCGCUAUAAUAAAUCCGUCCUUUGUAAAUAUGUGCGACCACAAUGGGUACCAGGAGAAUAUCCUGCUUCUAUACAGAGAUUACAUGAUUGGAGUCCAGAUGAAUGUAUACCACAAUUUUUUACUGAUCCUAGAGUUUUUAAGUCUAUUCAUGAAGAUUUACCAGAUUUAGAAAUUCCAGGAUGGGCUACAUCACCGGAAGAUUUUAUUGAAAGACAUAGAGAAGCUUUAGAAAGUUUUUAUGUUUCUGAAAGAUUACAUCAUUGGAUAGAUUUAACUUUUGGUUACAAAUUAUCUGGUUCAGCUGCGGUAAAAUCGAAAAAUGUUUGUUUACAACUUGUUGAUAAUCACACAAGUUUAACCAAUUCUGGUAUUGUUCAACUUUUUACACAACCACAUCCACAAAAAAUUAUUCCUUCCCCUUAUUGGUGUAAGAUUCCACCACGAUUACGCUCAUCUUUUUUAAUUAAUAAGUAUAGAAAUGAUCAAUCUGGAAAUAGAACUAGUGAUGAUGAAGGUCAUAGUUCUGGAUUUGAAGAAGAAGAAUUAUCAACAUCAAUUAUAAAUACAUCAAAAUCAUCUCCUUUAGUUUUAAGUCGAUUAUUAAGUCGUUCUCGAGGUUCUUUACUUACUACCGAAGACAAAGAUGCUAAACAAGAUAAAUCUAUAAAUCAGACAAUAAUUCUUCCAAAAGAUUAUAAUCCUGUUACAGCUAUCAUGCAUGUUGAAACAAUGCAUACAUUCAUAAAUAAAAUGAGUUCUCAAGUUUAUAAACCACAAAUUGAAUUACACGAGUCAUUCACAAAUUAUAAACAAAUUGUGGCUAGUGGACGUAUUAAAGAACAACAAAUUCUCGGUUGUUUAAUUGUGGAAAUAUUUUUGUCUAAUAAAUUUCGAGCAACAUGGAAUAUUGAGAAGGUUUCAUUUGCAAAAAGACUUGCAACGUGUUUAAAUAUUUUGAAGAUAUCAGCUGAUAGUUUGCCUAAAUGUGUAAGAAAUGCUGUUGCUUUAUUACUUCAAGUUGAUAUUAUACCAAAUAGUUAUGAUAUUGACAACAUAGAAGUAACUGAUAUGCCUUUUCGUUAUCCAACAAUUACACAUAUGGGUUUACCUCCACCAUCUGCACAUCAGUUUCUGCAACCAAUACUUUCUGGAAGUUUGUUCCCAUUUUCCAAAUAUUACAAAUAUCUAUUUAAUAUAGUAGAAAUGUUACAAGAAUAUAAUAGUUUAAUUCGUGAAUUAAAUUUUAUUAUAAAAUCUGAAGAUGAUAUAGAUUUUAUGUUCAAAACAAAAACAAAAUUCCUUUGUAAAAUUAGUGAAUGCAAAGUUAAAGCAAUUGCAAGGGAAUUAGAACAUUUAUUAAUUCAUACUGGAAUUGCAAGGGAAGCAUGUUUGGAAUUGAUUGUGCCUCAUAUACAACAAAUAAUGGAAGAACCAUAUAGUGCAGUUUUGGCUGCAUGGCAUUUAUUUGAUCCUAUUGCCAAGGCAUUGGGUCCUAGAGAUACUGCAGAAACAUUCCUUUUGUCCAUUAUGAAACUAUAUGAAAAUGGUUCUUUUAUGGAUAAUUUCAUGCAUGCUGAUGUACUUUCUUCAGGAUUAAUAGCAAAAUUUAAAACCACGCGUUUAUAUCAUAGAAAUUUCUUAUUAAAACUUAUGGUAAGAUUGGGUCUACGACGUUUUUUGGAAAAUUUUAUUGCACCUCUCGUAGAAGCAGUUGGAGGAUAUAGAGAUUAUAUACAAGGAUCUUUAUCAUAUACUCAUAAAAGUGGCAAUCUUAAAAGUUGUGAUUUAAGUGGAAUGUAUAAUGAAGGAGAAGGAAUUUUAUCUCCCUUGGAUGAAGAUUUUUCUGCAGGCUCAGAACAUAAUAUUUCUUUAUCACCUGGACCUGUAACUAAUGAUUAUGCACGUGAUAUGAAUUCAACUGAUAAUGAUAUUGAUGAAGUGUUCACAAUGGAAACAGAAGAAAGUUCUUGGAUAUCUUUAAAUUCUGGUGUAGCAUGUGAUAUUGAUUUAAACAUUGAUUUAAGUUUAAAUCUUAAUGAUGAUUUAAAUGAAGAGGGAAGUAAAAUUUCACCAUUAAAGUCAGUUAAAUCACCAAUAAUUCCUAUACCUAAGACAUCCAAUUCUUCUAAUAAAUCCUUAACAGAAUUUGGCAAUAUUGGUUGUUUUGUUGGAAGUAAAAAUUCUAAUGAUGAUUUCACUUAUGGAGGAUUUAGCCAAUCUACUAAUACAUCUGAAGAAAUAUGUACUAUAGGAAUUGAAGAGCAAAGUUCUAUAAUAUUAUUAACAGAUAAUAAUAAAUCUAGCACUGUAGCGCAUGAAGAUAUUCAAUUAAAUCAUGUUUAUCAAAAAUCUAUAUCAAAUGAAUGUACAACUUCAGAAAUGAGUGCAGAAUCUAUCAUCUGGUUGUCUCAUCGACUUGGUCCUGUACUUACUGCUAAAUAUUUAUCUCGGAAUUUAUUGAGAAUGCUCACAUUAUGUUAUACUGGAAAAGAAAACUUAACAAUAACUAAUGAUACUCUUUUGACUAUUGAAAGUACUUCUUGGAAUAAGAAAGUUUUACUUGGUGAUCGCAAUGCUAACAAAGUUUUAGAGUGUCUUGCAGCUAUUGCAGGUUUGUAUGGAGAACAGAUUAUAGUAUUACAAUAUUUUGCGCACAUGGUUGAACUUUUAGCGCUUUGUAAAAGAAAAUUAACGCAAAAUUUGGAAGGAGGACUUAUUUCAUGUUUAACUCUUUUAAAUUAUAUUACACCAUAUCUCAGUGAUGCCAUACUAAUGGAUGUACUUCAUGAACCAAUUGUCAAAGCAAUAUUAUAUCCUACAGUUCGUAUAUUAUCGUCAACAAGAUUUACUUUUCCUAAUGGAAUACUUGCACGUUCUAUAAUGGCGGAAAAAUGUUUAGAAACUCUAUUUACGUUUAGCUUACGAUUAGGUGAUGUUAUUACAAAAAAUCAUCUAGCUGUACCUAUUCAACGAUUUUUCUUAGCAUUUGAUAAAUCAUUUAAUCAAGAUGUUAUAAAAAAUAUUAAAGAUGAAAUUAGCCAAAAAACAAUAAGUGAACACUUUACAAGGGUAAAAGUUUCAAAUGAAGAUAAUAGAGAUAAUAGAGUUGGACUUCAAACAAAUUUUAAUACAGAUGUUGCUGAUUCUUAUUCUCCACCAGUCGUAGAAAAUAUAGAUACAUCUGAUUCUCAGAAAAAUAAGGCACUUGAAGAAUUAAAAGCUGUAUUUACAACAGAAUUUGCUCAUAAAACAUAUAUGCUUUUUUAUAAAUGCAUUGACGAUGAAAUAAUGAAACAUAUAUUAAAAAAUCAUGAACAUAUGCAUGAUUUGUGUCGUAAAUAUGAAAAAGAAAUAAAAAUUUCCAAUACUGAUGAUAUAAUAUUGGAUACAUCAUAUAAUGGUUAUAAUAUAGCAGAAAAUAUAGAAUUAACAAAUAAAGAUACAGCUAAUUUUGAAAAUAUAUCAAUUGUGGGAAAUAGAUUUGCAGUACAAAAAAAUGAUAUUGGAGAUUACAUUACUUCAGAAAAUGUUAUGUCUAAUCGUGAAGCAAGUUGUUCUUUGUCAACUGGAAGACAAUUACGUGGAAAUUGGUUGGCAUAUUGGGAACAUGAAAUUGGAAGAUCGGAAAAAGAUAUAACAUUUAAUAUAAAACAAAUAAAACUUCAAACUUUUAGUGGUCAUACUAAUAGUGUUAGGUGCCUAUAUGUAUUAGAUAAUGAAAAUAGUUUCAUGAGUGGAGGAAGAGAUAAGACUGUAAAAUUAUGGAGUUUAAGAAGUCAGGGGGAUGGAAAUACUGUAUCGUCUUGCCAGUAUACUUAUACUGGACAUAAAAAAUCGAUUCUUGCACUUACAUUCUUAGAAUCCUUAAGAUAUGUAAUCACUUGUGAUGGUACAAUUCAUUGUUGGGAUCCUUUUAUGGGUUCCCUUCUUGGAUGUCCAGAAAGUUCACGUCCAGUUCCUGUAAAUACACUGGCUGCAAGUCCUUCUCCAUGUACAACUUUGCUUGUGGGUACAACUGAUAUUACAUUGAGAGUUAUUGAUUGUAGAACAUUUCAAUAUGUAAAUGAAAUGAAAGUAUCUAUAAAUCCAACAGGUUUAAUUCGAUGCAUUGCAGUAGCACCUAGUGGUUAUUGGGUAGCAUUGGGUCAAGCAUCAGGUUUUCUAACAAUUUUAGAUAUUCGUACAGGUCUUAUUAUUGCAUCUUGGAAAGGUCAUGAAUGUGAAAUAUUACAAUUAGAGGCAAUUAAUGAAACAACAUUAAUUAGUUCUUCACUAGAUGAAACUAUUGCUGUAUGGAGUGCAUUAGAUGGGAAAUUGAAAUUUCAUAUGAAGGGUUCUACAGAGCCAGUUCAUUGCAUGACUACGUACGAACAAGAAUUAAUAAUAGGAACAACAGCAAAUCGGGUAGGAGUUUACACAUCUAUAGAAACAACAGCUUCGUUUUCAUCAUCAAAAUUAAAAUCCGAUACUUUUAAAGGUCUUCUUACUACAAUGGCAGUUCUUCCCCUUAAUAGAUUAUUAUUAUUAGGUGCUGAUAAUGGCGGAAUAACAUUGAUUUGUUAAAUAUUAUAAAUACAU
Messenger RNA from Apis florea (little honeybee), 5660 nucleotides. It is a transcript of the gene Wdr81, whose product is annotated as WD repeat domain 81. Gene Ontology annotation, cellular component: mitochondrion. NCBI's taxonomy places the organism in Eukaryota, Metazoa, Arthropoda, Insecta, Hymenoptera, Apidae. Gene Ontology annotation, biological process: aggrephagy. The record is from RefSeq and is a predicted model, not a curated record. Gene Ontology annotation, molecular function: protein binding; phosphatidylinositol 3-kinase regulator activity.